AUGCCAUCAGACAAUUAUAACUUUGCCGACGUCUUCCAAGCUGUCUUCAUCUCAAAGCAGAAGCCGGCUCCUAAACCCAUCGCCGACAUGAUGAAGGCUAUAAUUCAGAGUUACCCUCCCUUGGGCCAGUUUACACAGACCCCGAAUGGACAACUUUCCGUGACGGCUGUUCUCGAGGUACCCGCUUCCCGUGCCGACGAGCCCUGGCAAGUUGCAUUAUGGCAAUCAAGCGAUGGCAGCGAAUGGGCUGAAAUCGCCCUAUCCCGCCUUUCGGAUGGUGAUGGUCCGACAACUCUGCAGACGGUGCCAGACCACGUCCGACGAUUCUUCUUUUCUGCUUCCGUCGCCUUCAAUAAGACGUUUCAGUUUACUCUGAAAUUCCGACAUGCGGAGAGCGACCCAUGGCGGUGGACUCGUGAUGAGCUCGGAAUUGGUGACGGUACUGUCGUUGUGAGCAUGAAGCCAGUUCUCCAGAGUGUCUCGGAGCGCCUGGAAGACAUUGUAGCGGGUCUCAACCCUGCUUGGAACGUGAAGGCGUUGAUGAGCCAAUGUCCCGGCACUCGAUUGUGGUCUUUGGAAACUGGAGUGAGCGGUGUUGAUGGCGAUGAGUCCAAAAUUGCUGAUAUUUCGUUGGGCGUGCCUUGGGGAGGCUUCCAGAGGUGGUUCGCUCUUGUUCGCAUAUGGACCCCCUGGUUGGCCCCACGGCAUGGGCAAGCAACAUUUCAUCUUGAUAAAGAUGCUGUGCUUUGCUCCUUCUUAAGCCCCGAGGGCAAGCAUCUUGUUCUCCUUGCUGUAAGCGGGGUGAACAAUGUUCUUUCCGUUUUCCGUCACAACGACUCCGGACAGGUCUCCGUUCAUGCGCGCAACGACGGCACUGCGUCGGAGAACGCAAGAGUUCUUGCAGCUAUUGGUGACAAUUUCGAGAGUGCAAACGCUGCUGUGAUGUAUCAAGCUAGAAACUAUGUCAUUACAGAGAAGAAGGCAAGCAACGAACUGCAAGUCGAGAUGAAGGCUAUUGAAGAAGGAGUCAAACCAGAGUGGAUGGAGAACUGGUACGACGGGCUUGGUUUCUGCACUUGGAAUGCUCUUGGACAGCGCCUUACUGACGAAAAGAUUUUUGAUGCUGUGGACAAGCUGGCGGAGAGCAACAUCAAAGUUACCAGUCUCAUCAUCGAUGACAACUGGCAGACCAUUGACUAUAAAGGGCAUGGCCAGUUCCAGCACGGAUGGUGUGAGUUUGAAGCGGAGCCUAAAGCUUUCCCCAAGGGCCUAAAGGCGACCGUUGCACACAUUCGGGAGAAGCACCCACAUAUUCAACACAUUGCAGUGUGGCAUGCUCUGUUAGGCUACUGGGCGGGUAUCUCACCCGAUGGUAAGAUUGCCAAGGAGUACAAGACAAUUGAAGUCAUACGAGAAGAUGCCGAACGACGAAAUCUACCCCUGGGUGGUAAAAUGACUGUAGUAGCUAAGGAGGAUGUCGAUAAGUUUUACAACGACUUUUACAAGUUCCUUGUCGACUGCGGCAUCGACGGUGUCAAAACCGAUGCCCAGUUCAUGAUGGACACGUGGGUCUCGGCCCGCGCGCGUCGUGAGCUCAUCGACGCCUACCUCGACGCCUGGACGAUAUCUUCCCUCCGCAACUUCAGCAUCAAGGCAAUCUCGUGCAUGUCUCAAACUCCACAGAUCCUCUUCUACAACCAGCUUCCCCGCAACAAGCCCGCGAUUCUUUGCCGCAACUCGGAUGACUUCUUCCCCGAAAUUCCUGCCUCACAUCCAUGGCACGUCUGGACUAACGCCCACAACAGCUUGCUUACGCAACACCUCAACAUUUUGCCCGACUGGGACAUGUUCCAAACUGUACACGACUACUCUGGUUUCCACGCUGCGGCGCGUUGUGUCAGUGGUGGGCCGAUCUACAUCACAGAUGUCCCCGGGCAGCACAACCUAGAUCUUAUCAAGCAGAUGACGGGUUUAACCAUUCGUGGGAAGACGGUUAUUUUCCGCCCCAGCGUUCUGGGGAAGACCAUCGAAGCAUACACGGGGUACGAUGACGACAGUUUGUUGAAAAUUGGCUGCUACCAUGGCGCUGCCGUUACCGGCACCCCGAUCCUCGGCGUAUUCAACAUCUCGGCCAGGCCUCUGACGGAGAUCGUCCCCGUCACCUCCUUUUCCGGUGUCUUGCGCUCAAUGCGCUACGUCGUUCGUGCUCAUACAUCCGGCAAGAUUAGCUUGCCGGUUUCUCCGGGCUCGCCUGCUGCUUCGUUAUCGGUUGCCUUGGACGUACGGGGAUAUGAGAUCUUCACAGCGUACCCGCUAUCUAGCUUCGACAGUGACACCAAAGGCAAGGUUUGGACUGCCAAUCUGGGAUUGAUAGGAAAGAUGACUGGCGCGGCGGCCAUCGUUAACAGUGAUUUCUUACUGCGACAUGACGGCAAGAUCGAGCUCAAGACUCGUCUUAAAGCAUUGGGCGUCCUUGGACUGUACAUUUCCAAAUUGCCCGAACUGACGAUCGAUGACGACUUCCUCGUCACCAUCCAAAACCAAGUGAUUCCGGUACAUACGGUAUCGAUCAGCAAGAGCAAUGACACGGUGCUGGAGAUCGAUAUCGAAAAGGCUUGGCAGGAGUUGGGGCUGCAUCCUGGCUGGAGCAACGAGGUUGAGAUAACCGUAACUUUUGCAAUCGACCACGAGCAGGGUGAGGACUGA
Molecule: messenger RNA, 2706 nt
Organism: Colletotrichum truncatum
Lineage: Eukaryota; Fungi; Ascomycota; Sordariomycetes; Glomerellales; Glomerellaceae
Product: raffinose synthase sip1
Source: RefSeq, a predicted model, not a curated record